This is a messenger RNA of Sinocyclocheilus rhinocerous, 2970 nucleotides long. Its product is annotated as inner centromere protein A-like. Gene Ontology annotation, biological process: meiotic spindle midzone assembly; metaphase chromosome alignment; mitotic cytokinesis. The transcript is spliced from 18 exons. NCBI's taxonomy places the organism in Eukaryota, Metazoa, Chordata, Actinopteri, Cypriniformes, Cyprinidae. The record is from RefSeq and is a predicted model, not a curated record. The coding region runs from base 180 to 2555 and encodes 791 amino acids. Gene Ontology annotation, cellular component: kinetochore; nucleus; chromosome passenger complex.
AGCGGGUGCAGAAAAACAAGAGACAGUGAGUGGAGCCGAGAAAGACACAAAGUAGUUUGUAAUGUCAAAUUAGCAUCUAAUGUUUAUUUACAAAAUAGAAGCCAGGAUUAUAACUUUGGAUCAUCAAGUCUUUGUUUUUGCAGCGCUAUCGUGCAUACAGGCUAAAGAGGGGCACCACCAUGAGUUCCUUGCCGGAGACCACGCGCUCCCUCAUGGAGGUUUUUAAUGGGAAACUGCAGGAUUUUACAGAUGAAAUUGCCAAUGUCCACAUGGUGUGGCUGGAGGAGAUCCAGCAGGAAGCUUAUCGCAUGUUUUCCAGUGACUUCAGCACCGAGCCAGAACUCAUGCCAAAGACUCCGUCACAGAAAAAGACAAACCACAGGAAGCGAGUGUCGAUGGAGCUCAAUGAGUCUCGCAGCAAAAGACGUUUCUCCAAGGGGAAACGCAGCAACCUGCGUCGCUCCUCGGUCCAGAUGACCCUGACCACCCUCUCUGAACUCGUUACACCACACGUGCCGACCGACAGCUCUGAGAGCCUGAUGGAGGAACCUUCUCGCCGCACGCGUCGCAACAAAACCACUGCCCCGGCUGAAACCGAAUCUGUCAAGCGCAGCACCCGUAAUAAAGGUGGCGCCAAAGCUAAGGAGGUGGAAAAAGUGGCAGAGAGCAUUCCAGAUGUGAAUGAAGCCAUUGAGGUGCAGGAUUCAGGCUCCAAUCAGGAUCAGAUCCUGGUGUCUGAAGCCAUGGUGAAGAUUUCCUCCUCUGAGCGUCUGAGUGCAGAUUCGCUGCUGAACGCUGGUGUGUCUCCUGGCCGAUCCGCUAAUAAAAUCCCCAUCACUGCAUUUGGGUUGCAGACGACACCUCAGGGCUCAUCUCGGACGUCAGCUCGGCGCUCGCUGGUGGUACGCCGUUCUCUGGUGGGCCUCAGGCAUAGCAUGACCCAGGAAGCUGUUCGCAGGGCAUCCCGGCGCUCUUUUCUGAAGAAGAAAGCCAGACUGGGAAACUCUAUCUGCAGCAGCUCUGUCAGCGAAGACAUCUGUAUGGAUGUUGAAACUGAGGAAAUGGAGAACAAAGAACAGGUUGAUGCACCGCAAAUGGUCACUGAACCAGCUACUGAAACCAAACCUGAACCAGAAAUCGUCCAAACUGAGGAACCUGAACCCGAGAAGACUGAAGAAAUGGAACCUGAGGUAAAAGACAAACUUCCAGAAGAGAUUGCUGAAUCCAGCACCACUGAGAACUGUCGCUUCACACGAUCCAUGGCCCGUACUUCAGAAACAGAUGGAGCAAAAUCCAAAGGAGAUGGCCGGCCUACGCGUUCAGGCUCAAAGCGUCACGCCGCUCAGGAAAGCAACACACCCAAGAAAAAACAAUCUCCUCCGAAGAAGUGCCUCACGAGUACUGCUCCACACAUGCGAUCAUUCUUGCACACGGUGCAGAAGAACCAGAUGCUGAUGAUGACGCCUGGGUCUCUGGGCCGCAGCUCCAUGAAAUCCUUCAUCAAACAAUCUGCCACCAAAACUGACACCAAGUUGGGCUCCGGCUCUGUGGUGAGUGUAAACAGUGAAUCAAGACUGAGGUCAUUUCCAUGUCAGUCACAACUAUUUAUUUCUCUGCGUGUUGAGCGGUUGGCUGAGGAGAAAGCCAAGAGGAAGGUUGCCACUAAACGACAGGAAGAGCUGGAGCUCCGCAAGAAACAGGAGGAGGCAGCCAGACAAAAGAAACUUCAGCAAGUUGAGGAAGAGGAGCGGCGGCACCAGGAGAUUCUGGCCAAACGCAAGGCUGAAGAGGAGCGAGAGAAGGUCCGCAAACUGGCCGAGGCCACACGUGCUCUGGAGCUGAAGAAGGAACAAGAGCGGGAGAAAGAGAGGGAGCGCGAACGAGAGCGGGAAAGAGAACGCGAUAGGGAGCGAGAAAGACAGGCUGUAGCUGAGAAAGAAAGACUGGAGCGAGAGAAGGCUAUUGCUCUUCAGAAGGAACUGGAGAGAGCAGCCAGAGAGAAAGAGAGGAGGGAGAUGGAGGAGAAGAGGAAGAUGGAAGAGCAACGGAAGGCUGAAGAGGAGAAGGAAGCCCAACAGAAACGUGCGGCUGCAGCCUCCGCCCCGGCGCCCCCUACAGUUACAGCACAGAACUCCAUUCUAAAUACUCCAGUUGGGAAAGUAGCUGCUCACAAUAAGACCAUAGAUUUUGGACCUGGACUCAACGUGACCGUGGACAUUGAGAAAUCUCCACAAUCAUACCAAAUCACCCCAAAGGGCCAGAAAGUGACUGUUUUAGUGAAUCCUGAAGAUUAUGGCAUGGACCAGAACAGCGAUGACUCAACAGAUGAUGAAUCUGCGCCCAGAAAACCCAUCCCAUCCUGGGCUGAGGGUAUGCAGUUGCAGCAAGCCAUCAUGAAGCAAUAUUACAAUCCACUGGAUCUCCAUUCAUAUUUUGGAGAACCUGAACCACCCAAACUGGAGGCGAUCUUCAGGCGGACAAAACCUCGCUUCUUUAAACGCACGAGCUCUGCCGUCUGGCAUUCUCCACCACGUUUGGGAAAUCUGGGCAAUUAAUAAGCAGAUGUAUGUUUUUGUUUUUUCCCUACUUGUGUUCUGUCGUCUUUUUUAUGUUGUCUUUUUUACUUUUGAGCUCACUUCAAUAAAGCUUUUAGAAAUCUGUAUGCAAGUAGGUUAGACUGGAAAAAAAAAAAGAGCAGAAUGUGUAAUAUAGAUUACACAAAAGGUGAUAGGGUUUGACGCUCUGUUUAAUUUACCUGCUGUUUUUUAAAAAUGGGACUACCUUGUCACAAAUGUAUUUAAAUGUAGCAUCACAUGUUAUAAAUUUGGAAGUGUAUUCCAUUUUAAAUUUGGAAGUGUACACGGGAGCUGCUACAUAUAGAAAAUAUGGGGAUGGCGUUUGCCUACAAAAUUCAUUUCACGAAGAGCGUCAGAUUUACUCUGGACUGUUAAUAAAAGGUAUCAUUUCGAA